Molecule: messenger RNA, 1532 nt
Organism: Solanum lycopersicum (tomato)
Lineage: Eukaryota; Viridiplantae; Streptophyta; Magnoliopsida; Solanales; Solanaceae
Source: RefSeq, a predicted model, not a curated record
AAACGCAGCUUAAACCCUGCUGCAAUUCUCUUUGCAACUCAGCAGAGUAGAAAGCGAAAAUGGGGGAAAACGAUUUGUGGGACGAUUCAGCCCUUGUUAAUGCGUUCAACGAUGCCGUAUCCAAGUACAAGGGAAUGAUUUAUGGUGUUUUUUGCUGCCAAUGUAUCUGAGAUGACGGGGAAGAAAAGAACAGAAGCGAUGUGGAUUCCGUUAUAUUGUGUUUUAGGAGGAGCACUAGAGAAUUGUGUGGUGCUGGAAUGAGGGAAAGGAGGGCUAAAGAGAGAAAAAGUUGCUGCUUUCUGUUAGGGGAGGGAAGAAAGCAUAUCCUACAAUGUAUGUACCAGAGAGCAAUAUAAAGUUCUUUUGAAGUAAUUUUUAGAUUAUGCAUAGUUUAGAAGCUAAAGUUAGCAGCAAAGAGGAGAAUGUGACAGCUCCUGAUGACGGAAGCAAUGAGCUGAAAAGCAAAGGGGAGGGAGGUGAUAACAGCAAACUUGCACCAGAUACCACUACAGAAAUGGGGGAUGCAAGCAGCCUUCCACCAGUAAAAGAAAAUUCCUCUUUUGAGGCAGUUCCUCCUCAAAACCACACUGGUCAACUGAAUGAGCAAAACACCCAGUAUAAGGCCAUAGAGAAGUGCAGUUCACAGAGUUUAGAAGAUUACAACCAGUUACUCUACAAAUAUUACGAACUUGAGGAUCAAAGGCAAAAGAUUUUGCAGCAACUUAACCAGUUUGGCAUUUGGGGUGAUCAAAAUUCUGGUUCUGCUUCUCAAGAACAUCAAGCUUAUGCAUCACAUAAUUUAAAUCCAACAGAGUCUUCUUUCUACUGCCCAUAUGGAUGCCAAAGUUGGGUAUCUCCUUGCACUGCAUCACCUUGUUGUUUGGGUGUAAAUGAGGAUGACAAACCAUGCGAUGCGUCUAUACGAUGUGUUCAAGAAAAAAAAUCAUCUCCUCAAAACCCUAGUUUGGUUGAUACAGCAAAAGAAGCUGCAGAAAAAGCACUCUCCUCUUUAAAGCAAGCUUCUAACACGGCUUCACUGAAUUCAUUUGCAAAGGAAGGAAAACAAAUAGAGAUGAUGAACCCUGUUGCUGCAGAGAAAACUGGCGGCUUGGAGACGGAUCUAUCGGAAGUGCUAAAUGCAUGGUAUUCUGCGGGCCUUUACACUGGAAAGUAUCUUUCAGAGCAAUCCAAGAAGAGAGAUGGUUAGCGUCGUACUGAUUCAGUUGGAACUUAAAUGUGGUGUUGUCGAUACGACAAGAGGAAAAAUUCAUUGUACUAAUGUUUGUGCACUAGAAUUCAAAGCUGUGAUGUAAAACUAGAUGUUGUACAGCAUUUCUGGUAGGUUGAUUUUUCCAAAUAUUGACAAUACAGUUGUUUUUUCCCCUUUUUUGGGGGUGGGGUGGGGGUUCAAGUGUUGAGCUUCAGUUUUUUUCUUUCACCCUCACUGUAGGCGUUUGCACAUUAAUUUGAUGAUGUGUGAAAAAUGAGAGUAGUAUUUGAAGUUAAAUUGAAUAGUGCAUUAGAAAAUUGAA